CCCUUAACCCCCCUCCGCCCCGCUCCUCCUUUCAGCGUGUGAAAGGAUGGCUGAGUGAGAAUCGAUGGCGCAGGGCCCCGCUUGACAGGACAAUAAACCACAAAGAAGGGCAACCAUGCUCCGGCAGAGCGAGGGGCCAUCGUCUCCCCCACACAGCCGCCAACAGCACCAGCACGCCGGCCAGGAGUCUCCCUCCAGCCACCGACUCCCACACGCCGCCAAGCCCGGCCACCGCUUCACAUGAGGCGGCCACCAGCACUCAGCCCUGCCGCUCUGUAUGGAGCCUCUCGCCUGUGAAUGGCCAUGGAGGAUGAUGACGGGACUUGUCUCCUCGAUGUUUUAUGUGACCCCCAAGCCUUGAAUGACUUCCUUCAUGGGACCACUGAGCUGCAGACUAAAGACCUGCUCAUUAGUGCCUCCUCUGGGGAGCCUUGCCUCUUCACAGAUGCCCCGAGCCCCGUCCUGCUGCUGGGAGAUGGCGGAGACUCCCCGGGGACGCCACCGUCCGGAUGUGUGGAUCUGUCCUUCCUGGAGGAGGCCCUCCUCUCGUCACCCGAGGGGGGAGACGACUGCCUACACCAGGAGGACCUGCAGGGCGGAUCUCCCUUUGGGUCCGGAUGCGAGUCAAAGGGGGGCGAGGAGGAGGUGGCAGCACCCCCGGAGGAGGACGCGGAGGUGGCGUGUUGCGACAUCCUUCAGCAGAGCCUGCAGGAGGCAGACAUCACAGAACAGACUGUGGCCCUGGAGGGCAGCCUGACCCAAGACAGUGGGCCCCUUUACUCGCCGCCCACUGUGCCAUUUGUAGCCAAGACUAUGCCCAGCGCCCCUGCCUUGCCCAGAGACACUCAGGCAGCAGUAGAGCCCCCCCAACCCUCCUUGCUUGCCGUCGGGCCAGGCUGCCCCUCUCUGAAACCUGCCGCCCCACCUCAGCUGAUGGGGCUCCUGCCGGGAAACAUUUUCCCUGCCCCUUCACCAGAGACCACCUUCUCUCUGAGCCCGGUUCAGGGGUCUGGUAUAAUCAUCCAUAAAGCCAUUCCCAGCGUGACAUGCCGACCUCUCCUCACCCCCACUCUGAGAGCAGCGGCAGCCCACGGUAUCGUCCUGCAGCGUGCCCCUCUCUCCAUCCAACCCAAGCUGCCAAUCAGCAUUCAGCCAAGAUUAGUCCAAAUCAGCCCAAAGCCGUCGGGGCAAAAACCCACUCCUGGUCUCACGCUAGUUCCCGGGACUGUCUCGCCAAAUAUUCUAUUGUCCCAGCCUUCUGGCCAGAAACCUGCAGUGGUGCCCCCAGGAACUCCCCAGCAGCUCCCCAAACCAGUCAGCCUGCAGCUAGUCAACCAGGGUGGCUCCUUUGUGCUUCAGCCUCAGGGACUCUUUCAAGGCCAAAACCAAUUCCUUCUCCCAGGUCAGUCCCAAGUAACCAUCUCCCAGCCUGGGGUUCGACCUCUGCUGACAGCUGGUCCACAAGGCCAAGGCGGCACGCCCUUCAGUGGGCAUCUUGUGGAUGGGUCCCAGAUUCUAACAGUGCCCCAAAGACAGCUCAACUUCAGCCCCGUUUUCACCACCACAGGACAGCUCACUCUCAGCCAGGCCACCGUCCUCUCUGGACCUCUGCAGCUGCAGUCAGCACCCCCCACGGUCUUCCAGAUGCCGGCUCAGCUGGCUGGGAGCUACACGACCGGCGGGCAGGGGGCCACUCUGGUACACGGCUCUGCUCUAGGCAACCACAUUACUUUAAUCAACAGUUCUGGGAUGUUACAAUCGGAUCUGCCCUCUAUCUCCAUCGUCAAUACUCCGUCGGUGGUGCAGGGCCUGCCUUAUGCGGCUCAGCCAGGUCAGGCGGCAUUGACAGAUGCCCCACCGGCCCUCCAACAGGCCUCUGUGGUGCUGCUUCCUGAGAGAGGAGUGCCUGAGGAGAGGAGCGCCUCAGAGGAAAGCUUUCUUCAACUGCCACAGCACUUCGAUCAGGUGAUCCAGCAUCCAGUCUUGGUGCAGCACACAACCCCCCCGUCGCCUCACGUGGUGACUGUCCUUGAGCCCCAGACGAAUCCGGUUCUGGUCCCUGCAAUGGAGAUGCCCUCAGACGAUGUGAGCCAAGUGGUGGAGGAGGUGACCCAGUCUCUGAGCCAGAACCAAGACUUUAUGCAACAACUGCAACAGCAAGCACUUAGCUCUCCCACUACGUCUGACAUACUGGUUGGAGCGGCACCCGAGGUUCCAGUGGAGUCUCCCACCCCCCCAGUGGACAAUGAGCAAGACAGCCAGCAAGCGACUGCGACGUUGGAUCCACGUGUUGACUCAUUGCCACUCUCGCCAGAAGACACGUCACUGCUGGCAACCUUUCAGUCAGCAGCCAUAGUCCCCAGUCAAGACCCCGUUACCAGACUGGAGAGUCCGCCCCCCCAGUACCAGGACUCUCAGUCUUUGUUCAUGGACAGUCAAAGGACGCUGGCCUCUCCCCAGGCCUCAGCUUCCCAUCCAGGGCCUGACUUCUCCGUCCCACAGUCAUCACAGCCCUCUUUGCCCUCCAGAGGCCCCUCCCCUCUGCAGGUCAGCAUCCCAGUGCCUCAGCAGCAGCCGGAACCCUCAGCUGCCAGCCUCUGCGCAGGGCGGUACCACCCCCUUGCCCAACAGCACACACUUGACACACCAACAGCUGCCUUGGCCAUAGUGAACGACGCCAUGUCUCUCCAUGUCCUCCCAACUUCUGCUGACACCCAGGAGGGACACCCCUGGGAGGGCGGCCCCUUCACGGGCAACCAGCAGCUUGCAGGUGUGGAGCUGCAGCCAGAAGAAAGACCAACACCAGCAAUGCGACGACACAGGUUCCAGCAGCUUCUUUGCACGGACCACAUGGCGGUUCAAAACCCGCGCAUCAGCACCGCCUUUUCUACGCUGAGGGACGCCGCCCGGCGCCUACUGCCGUACCACGUGUGCGGCGGACUCCUGCCCAGGCAGGAGGACUUCACUCUAGUGGACCAGGAGUUUGACACGGUGUCGGGGUUCCUGCUGAAGCGCACCAAGGACAUGGUGAACAAAUACCGGCAGCUACUUGUCAAAGAAACCCAGCAGGAGAGUCCGUCGGCUGAAAUGGUGAUGCUGGAGCGCCUCUUCUUGCAGGCUGAGCGAUUCUCUUUGGGAGAGGACAGACGGCGAGCUCGCAAAGACCCAGAGUCCUUCAUGAUGUCCUUGGCCGCGUCAGCGUCUUCCUCGGGGGCCUCGUCUCCGCCCCCGGCCUGGACCAGACUCUCGGACCGACCGCCGGGUCUUAAAACCUACCGCUCCAGUUCCAGAGGGGCUCUCAGGCUCACGAUAAAGCAGGAGGUUGUGCACAGUUCUUUGAAGCGGGACCACAGGGGCCAGCUGACCAAUGGUGGCGCGGCCAACCCCCCUCAGUCAACCAACGGAUCAUCCGGACAUCUGGAGUGCGGUGAAAACUCCACGCAUGCCCAACUAUCCAACAUGACAGAUCCUCUUCCAAUGCUGCAAGCCGUCCGCUUUGAGCCGCCCCCGCGGGAUGCACCCAACUUGAAAUGCCUCAGGCUGGACGUGCCGCCGCCCGCCUCCAUCCAGGAGGACAACGUGCUCAGUGAACACCUGCAGAGCGCCAUUAACAGCAUCCUGGAGCUGCAGCGCCUGCAGGGGCCCUCGGGCAGCCCCCUCACCAGGGCACCCACAGGACCCGCACUGGACCAACCCAUCACCAGCAUCUUUGACUUGGUCUGCCCCGAACAAGUUCCACACAGAUCCUGAAACGUCCGCUAAAGCUGGAUCUUGUGGUCUCUUGCGAGAAAGAUUGGGUUUCAAGAGCUUUGUAGGCCUUAGCCUUUCUCUUAACCUUACGGAAGAUUGGAAACCCUCUUGCGCCUGCAAGGGCCCUCGGGCAGCCCCCUCACCAGGGCACCCACAGGACCCGCACUGGACCAACCCAUCACCAGCAUCUUUGACUUGGUCUGCCCCGAACAAGUUCCACACAGAUCCUGAAACAUCCGCUAAAGCUGGAUCUUGUGGUCUCUUGCGAGAAAGAUUGGGUUUCAAGAGCUGUGUAGGCCUUAGCCUUUCUCUUAACCUUACGGAAGAUUGGAAACCCCCUUGCUAGACGGGAACCAAGGGCUAAGGGCUAAAAGGAGCGCCAAGGAAUAUCAUUUCGGCCCUUAGUCUGUGGAGGAAGUGCUUGCUUGAUGAGGAAAUAAGAAGAGACAACAGCACGGUCCGUAGUUCCAUUCAUGUUAGAUACUUCAUUUUGAUGUCCGUUGUGCUAAAAACAGUCUCUAAGAAUAGGAGCUCUAUGGUUUCCAUGCUAGUGACAGAGUUGCAGUCUUCAUCAGCAUACAGAUACAAUAGUCAGUGAGAAUUGGUGAAAAUCAGAUUUCUUUCCCAUAGUGCCAAGCUUCCAGGGUAUUUAUUUUUUGUACGAGUGCCAAUGUUAACUGUGUGGCGUCUUUUCAAGUAAACUCCAAAGAAUGCCGCCACAACCCUGACCAAUACCAGCAACUACCGGCUCGCCUCUCAGAAGCUGCCUGCUGGAAUCUGUGAAAUGUCCCUGUGAAAAAACCCAGGACAAUGUUGGAUGUUUGAACACGUAAGCAAUAAUGACUGGGGAACCUGGGGGAGGACGGAGGUGAGACUGCAAAGCGCUUAAAAGCCCUUCAGUCGCUUUGGUUUUGUCUUUCUGCAGAGACGUAGGACUUUAGGACUUACAAUUGACUUCUGUAAAAAAAAGACUGGGUGUAGUUUUGGAUGAAUGACCUGUUAGGACUUGAACCUAGGACCUUUGGAUUUGUGAUUGCUUGCGUCACUUACAUCAGGUGAGAUAUGACUUUGACUAGUUCAUCUACGACUUGGAUCAAAAAAAAUCCUGGGCCUCACAUAGUACUAGAACGGAAAGAUUUUUGAACUUGCUAGUGACUUUGGGAGUCCCUUUCGACUUCUGUUAAAUCUGUGUACAAGUUCCACAGAACUAUGCGAUAAGACUUCCGUCAUACUUUGACCAAAGGACUGAGCACUUGUACCAAAGGACUUUUGACUCUUCUAGGACUUUAAGGAUGCUUAAAUCUAUCAACGGGAGAUUUCUUCUUGUACUCGGAACCAGUGACUUAGGACUUAUGUAAGACCUGACUUGCUCGUGACGUUUUGAACAAGUUUCUUAAAGUUCCACACUGCUUAGACCACGUCAUUUGAGAACCAAACUAGAGACUUGGAUGAGUGAUCUUUGACAGAGAACCAUUUAGGGCUUGGUUAAGGCCAGGACCAAAUGGGAUUUCCUAGAGUUGGGCCCAAUACAGACCUAGACCAAAUAUAGGGAUUUUUUUUUUUUACUGAAAAUAAUGAAUAUUUUUACAAACAUAAGGGGCAUUU
Nerophis lumbriciformis (worm pipefish) is the source of this 5355-nucleotide messenger RNA. Its product is annotated as BRD4-interacting chromatin-remodeling complex-associated protein. The record is from RefSeq and is a predicted model, not a curated record. NCBI's taxonomy places the organism in Eukaryota, Metazoa, Chordata, Actinopteri, Syngnathiformes, Syngnathidae. Gene Ontology annotation, cellular component: SWI/SNF complex. Gene Ontology annotation, biological process: positive regulation of DNA-templated transcription.